AGUAAUAAUUAAAAUUAUUUUUAAACCCCCUAGCCGCCCAGAACAGCCACCCAAAUUUCAACCUCUUUCUUUCUCUCUCUUGAAAAUAUCUAUCAAUCAAAAUUUGCAAUCCCCACAAGUAUACCCUUCCCUCUCCAUAUAAGAAUCUUAGAAAAGCUAUCACAGUAACCUUUCCAUCAUCAUCAACAAAAACAUAUGAACCCAAACAUCUCUCUCUCUUUUGAUUGAAUAAUAAUAAUAAUAAUAAUAAGAAGCAUCAACCCUAAAAGAUGUCAAUGGAAGAGUCACUAAGAUCUCUGUCUUUAGAUUACUUAAACCUUCUAAUAAAUGGACAAGCCUUCAGCGACGUGGUAUUCAGCGUGGAAGGGCGUUUAGUACACGCGCAUAGAUGCAUAUUAGCAGCAAGAAGUAUGUUCUUCAGGAAAUUCUUUUGUGGGCCAGAGCCAGCCUCAGGAGUACUAGACCCAUCAUCAGGAAACAGAGUUAACUCGGUUGGAUCAACCAGGUCGGGUGUUAUACCUGUUAACUCGGUAGGUUAUGAAGUUUUCUUGUUGAUGCUUCAGUUUCUCUAUAGUGGACAAGUUUGUAUUGUGCCUCAGAAACAUGAAGCUAGGCCUAAUUGUGGUGAACGUGCUUGUUGGCAUACGCAUUGUACAUCAGCCGUUGAUCUUGCUCUUGAUACUCUCUCCGCCGCUAGAUAUUUUGGUGUUGAACAGCUCGCAUUGCUCACUCAGAAACAACUAGCUAACAUGGUAGAAAAAGCUUCAAUUGAAGAUGUAAUGAAAGUGUUACUAGCAUCAAGAAAACAAGACAUGCAGCAAUUAUGGAGCACAUGUUCCCACCUGGUAGCAAAAUCAGGCCUACCUCCAGAAGUACUAGCAAAACACCUCCCUAUUGACAUCAUAGCCAAAAUAGAAGAGCUUCGUAUGAAAUCCUCUUUAUCACGUCGCUCUUUAAAUGCACACCAUCGUCGUCACCCCCACGACCUCACUGCCGCAGCCGACCUAGAAGACCAAAAAAUCCGCCGAAUGAGACGAGCCCUCGACUCCUCGGAUGUCGAACUCGUCAAACUCAUGGUAAUGGGAGAAGGCCUUAAUCUCGACGAAGCAUUAGCAUUACCUUAUGCCGUAGAGAAUUGUAGUAGAGAAGUGGUCAAAGCUUUAUUGGAACUCGGUGCAGCCGAUGUGAACUUCCCGGCUGGUCCAACCGGUAAAACUCCGCUCCACAUUGCCGCCGAGAUGGUGUCCCCGGACAUGGUUGCCGUGCUUCUUGACCACCAUGCCGACCCGAAUGUAAGAACGGUUGAUGGUGUUACGCCAUUGGAUAUUCUAAGAACCCUAACUUCAGAUUUUCUGUUCAAAGGUGCUGUCCCUGGAUUAACUCACAUAGAACCAAACAAACUAAGGUUGUGUUUGGAGCUUGUUCAAUCUGCAGCACUUGUUAUGUCAAGAGAAGAUGGGAAUAAUAAUGCUAACAACAAUAAUGCAACUUCUUCUUCAGGAACAACUAUGUAUCCUCAUAUGAAUGAAGAUCAUAGCCACAACAACAAUAUUAAUAAUAACCUUAACUUGGAUUCAAGGUUGGUUUAUCUUAACCUUGGUGCUAAUCAAAUCAGUUCGAGGAUGGAUUCUGGUGAUGAUGAUAACAACCAUAAUAGUCAAAGGGAAGCUAUCAACUCCUCCAUGUAUCAUCAUCAUCAUCACUCUCAUGACUACUAAUUAAUUUAAUUACUUGUAAGAGUAAGCUACCUAAAAAUUAAUAUUUUCAAACAGAUCAUAUCACUAAUUAAUAUAAUAUAAUUUCGAAAGUUAUUUCAAUUGCAAUGGAUGAAGGAGAAGUAGGUUUGUUUUGUUGUUGAAGAAAAUUAAGUGCUUCAUCAUGGAAAGUACUGGAUGAGUUUUUGGUGGAGCAUAAAAAAAAAA
This is a messenger RNA of Cicer arietinum (chickpea), 1922 nucleotides long. Its product is annotated as BTB/POZ domain and ankyrin repeat-containing protein COCH-like. NCBI's taxonomy places the organism in Eukaryota, Viridiplantae, Streptophyta, Magnoliopsida, Fabales, Fabaceae. The record is from RefSeq and is a predicted model, not a curated record. Gene Ontology annotation, biological process: regulation of DNA-templated transcription; plant organ development; induced systemic resistance, jasmonic acid mediated signaling pathway. Gene Ontology annotation, molecular function: protein binding; transcription cis-regulatory region binding. Gene Ontology annotation, cellular component: nucleus.